CUAAUGUUUCUGGCACUUCAACAAGGAUGUUGGUGUUCUGUUUGUUAGUGAUGAUCAAGCUUUUCUUCCAGUUGGAUGCAUCUAGCUGUCCUGAGAAGUGUGACUGCUCUUCAAAAAAUGCAGUUCAUUGCUCUGGUCCCCACAUAAAAGACCUGGAAUCGUUACAUCUGCCUUGCAACAUGACAGAAAUUCACAUAACAGACACUAAUGUAACAAAGUUGCAGGAUGUUUUUUCUAGGAUGGUGGAACUGCAGCAUCUCAUCUUGUCUUCAAACCACAUCUCUCUCAUUUCACCAAUGGCUUUUAAAGGCUUGAGAAGGCUAAAAGCCCUCAAACUGCUAGAUAAUAAGCUGGUCGAACUUCCCCCAGAAGUGUUUGAUGACAUGGUACAGCUUCAGCAAUUGAUCAUUGAAAAUAACCAGUUGAAAUCCAUUGAAGAAAAUCUGUUUGACAAACUAGCUAGUUUGGAGGAGCUUUUCUUGAACAAAAACCAACUAACAGCACUUCCUAGUGGUGUGCUGAAGAAACUUGCCAAACUCAAAGUACUGAACUUGUCGAGAAAUUAUUUGGCAGCACUGCCUAGAAGUAUAUUUAGUGCAUUAACCAGGCUUGAGAAACUGAUGCUAUAUUUUAACAGGCUGUCUUCAAUAGAGUCUGGUAUGUUUGGUAGCCUGAAGGAGCUGCUGGAACUCUUCCUGCAUUCCAAUAACAUCCAGUCCAUCGCCCCUGAUGCGUUUCAUUGUCUUCAUAAACUGAGGAGCCUAACGCUCUCCAGAAACAAGCUUGAGGUUUUGCCUCCUGGGCUUUUUCUGCACUUGCGUGACCUGUCUAAAUUGACCUUGUACAGGAACCCACUGAAGUCUCUUCCAGAAGUAUUGUUUGGAGAAGUGAGGCAUCUUGGUAGCCUGUGGCUGUAUCACACAAAGCUCUCAACAAUACCAGAUUUCGUGUUCAGUAACUUGACAAAUUUAGAGCUUCUUGUGCUGAGUUUUAAUCCAGAGCUUAGUGUUCUUCCUAAGAAUGUAUUCAGUGGUCUGAAUGAACUGCGGGGCCUUUCUCUGCAUACAAAUAAUAUUUCCAGUUUGCCAGAGGGCAUCUUCCUGAGCCUUCAGAAACUGCAGAACAUUUCCCUUUUUGAUAAGAGGCUUGAGGUUCUUCCUCGAAACCUCUUUCAUAAUCUCAAGCACCUUCAGAAAGUUUACCUGAAUAGUACUAAGCUGCAGUCUCUUCCUGGAGACUUCUUUACUGCUUUACCUGAGCUGCAAGAAGUCUUCCUUGAUGACAACCCUUGGAAAUGUGAUUGUCAAAUUCUUGGCUUCCGAGAGUGGCUCCAAAAGAGCACGAAGAUAGUUAAAAAUGUGCCGUCUCUAACGUGUCACAGCCCGCUGGCACUACAGAAUAUUUCUCUUGUGGCUCUAACAGUUGAUCACCUGAAGUGCCUGCCAACCACAGCCAUUACAUACCAGAUGUUCAGCUCAACUUAUUCCCAAACUUCGACUUCUCUUGUGAUGGAGCACUUAACAUCAUCUUGGGAGACUACUGUAACAGCGGUGUCCGACACGGAUAGCAGCACGCCCACAGCAAUUGCUCUUGCAACUCCAGGUUUUAACUACUCGCGUGUUGAAGAUGUUGGUCAGCCUAGGUUUCAUUUCUCAGAUGUUCCAACCCAAACUUCUCCCAGUGUCAUAGUACAAACCAACAGUGUCAGAGGAACAGAUUUAACUACUCUUGCCUGGUGGGAUGAGUUGCCAGCCCGCAGGAGUGCUAAACCCUAUUUUAAUACCAGAGUUCCUUAUUGUAGGCUAUUCUUGUGCCUUCAUGGUUUGAUUUUAGCACUCCAGACUGUAACCAUUGUGCUCAGUCUGUAUGUGAUGGGUAAAACCAGGCAACUCUUGCACUCCAGAAAUACUCCUGCUCAGCCUGUAGUUCUGAUAAAACUUUUAAGAAGAUAGAGAAUACCAGCCAAAGAGAGGAUUAGAAGCAUUGUUUUGGAUGCAUUUCGAGCAUUUGGGCAGUUGACACGAUUCAGAUAUGGAUUACAAAUCUUCAUAAAGACCUUGUCUUUACAGGGUAAUGAAAAUGCGCUUCUGUGUACCUUAGUGUUUGCCAAAAGUGGUUGUAGUCACCGUAUAUUGCUACAGCACUUGGUGCAUGAACCCAGAGGGAGAGCUGAAAGAAAAUCCGUGGUCACCUCCACGCGUGUACUACUAGUUUCCUGCUUUGGACUGCAGCCCUGUCCCUGCCUGACACCACUGCCUGCUGUCAUGCUCAUGCUGCUCAGAUGGAAGUGGCAUCAACAUUGGGAAGUCUACGUAGGAACACGGCGUUAACUGUGCUUUAAAGGUUGCCUGUAGUACUCCAAAUGCUAUUAUGCCUUAUACUGCUUGCAAUGUUUUGUCUCCUUAUUGAGAAAACAAAUGGUAUUUUGGGGAGGAGAUGCUGGAAAAGACCUUUUAAAAACGGGGAUGGGGGCAGAAUGGUACAGUGCAAGUGUCUUAGUUUUUGCUUUCUGUCCUCAGCCCCUUUCCAGGACAUGGCAGGAGGAAGGGGUACCAUUUAAAGCUAACAGUGCUUUCCUCUAGCUUAACCAGAGGAAGAUAAGAAAGAUGCUGGACUAGGAAGUAUAAUCUUGCUGUAUUUUGUUGUUUGGUUGGUUUUUUUGGAAACUUUGUAAUGUUACUACAACUCUGAAUUUUAAGUAAACACUUUCA
This is a messenger RNA of Gymnogyps californianus (California condor), 2711 nucleotides long. It is a transcript of the gene GP5, whose product is annotated as glycoprotein V platelet. Gene Ontology annotation, cellular component: plasma membrane. The transcript has a single exon. The record is from RefSeq and is a predicted model, not a curated record. Gene Ontology annotation, molecular function: protein binding. Bases 27 to 1952 code for a protein of 641 amino acids. NCBI's taxonomy places the organism in Eukaryota, Metazoa, Chordata, Aves, Accipitriformes, Cathartidae.